This is a messenger RNA of Rotaria socialis, 603 nucleotides long. NCBI's taxonomy places the organism in Eukaryota, Metazoa, Rotifera, Eurotatoria, Philodinida, Philodinidae. The record is from the annotation of a GenBank genome assembly.
AUGCGAUUUCGGUUUUGUGGCGGUGAAGAUUGUGCCGAUUGGAUAUUGGCAGAAAUAUUUACAUUAUCGAAAUUGAGUUCAGUUAAAUUAAGAUUAUUAUGUCAAUAUGUAAUGCAAGCAAUAUUAGCAGAUACUUUAAAUUUAAGUGAAGCACAAAAAAUAGUCGGUGAUAAAUUCGAAAGCGGUGAUUUAAAAGCAUCAAUUCGCGCAUUGCAAUAUAUUCUGACGAUGUCAGCAAAACAUUCCGUUGAUGGACAAUCACUAUUAAAUGAGCUUACGCAACUUGGUCUUCCAAAAGAACAUGCAAAUGCGUUAGUGAAAAUAUAUGAUGAACAUUUUGAAAAACUAACCGAUAAAUUACGUUCGUCUGUUAUGCGAUUAACGAAAAUGAAUGAUAUCCAUUGGAAUAUAUUCGAUGUAAAAACAACUAACAAUUUACACGAUAUGCAUUUACCUGUAGUCACAAUGAAUUUAAAUUACGAUGAUAAUAUAGAAAAUCAAGCGAAAUCAAUUUCAUUUUCAUUGAAUCCAGAACAAUUUGCGGUUUUGUUGGCUGAUUUACAAGCAGCAAGAGAUUUAAUAAAAAAUUACUCGAAGUCUUGA